AUGCGGCUCUUUGCAGCUCUGCUGGUCCUCCUUGUCCUUACUGUGGCACUGGCGGGUAAAGGAGGCCGCAGCAAAGGAAGAAACAGGAUAAGGGGAAGGGGCCGGGGGAGCAGAGCUGGGGCUGUCAAGCGCUUUGCAGCUGAGUGCAAGGAGUAUGUGGAGGAUGGUAAGAAGGUCUUGGACUGCCAAGAGCGGCAGUUGACCACCAUCCCUCUUGGUUGGCCUGAUGACAUUGAGCACCUCCUGCUGGCCCGCAACAAGAUCCGUAUUCUUCGCAACGAUGCCUUUGCUCAGUUUCGUUAUCUUAAGAGUCUAGAUCUGCAGCAGAAUGAGAUCUCACACAUUGAGGAAGGAGCCUUCAAUGGCCUGAGUCAACUCUCAAUCCUGCUGCUGCAACACAACCGCCUACAGCUCCUCACUGAGGAGGUGCUCUUGCCUAUGCCCCGUCUACACCACUUGCGUCUUCAUGACAACCCCUGGCGCUGUGACUGCCAGCUAGACAGUCUGGUGCGCACCUUGCAGUUGCCCAGCAACCGCAACAUGGGCAACUUUGCAAAGUGUGCUGAACCAUCUGCUCUUUGGGGGCAAAAGUUGAAAAAAGUUGAUCUAGAGCUGAUGUGUCCAGAUCUGCAGGGAUCCAGUGGAGCCAGGCCACAGCUUCCCCAACAGCAGGGAGGCAGCAGCCGACCGAGGCCCCCAGCCAUACAGAGACACCCAGAUGCUACCUCCCUGUGUCACACUUACAUGAGCCCCAAACCACUGUUGGACUGCAAGAACAGAGAACUAAAGAUUGUACCUCCUGAUAUCCCAGGAUACAUUGUGAAGAUGGAUCUGUCAAGUAACAACAUCACACAGCUGAGGCCUAAGGAGUUCCUUGCAGCCAAGGAACUAAAGCUCUUAAACCUCAGCAGCAACAAUCUACAGCAGAUCGACAUGGCUGCCUUUGCAGGUCUCCUCUAUCUGCGAGAGCUGGACCUCUCCAACAACAGUCUGCAUUACUUUCAGUACGGCGUGCUGGAGGACUUGUACUUCCUCAGGAAGCUCUCACUGGGCAACAACCUUUGGAUGUGUGAUUACAACAUUCACUACCUGAUCUACUGGCUGAAACACCACCCCAGUGUGGAGUACAGCGGCCUGGUGUGCAGUGAUCCACCAGAGUUUCGUGGUUGGCCAGUGGAGAACUACGUCAAGACCUACAACGCUGAGUGCCCCAAGGACAAACAGGUAGCCCCGCAGACAGAUAAUGACCAGGGAGGAACCACUGUCCAGGAACUGACUGCUGAUUUGGAGGAAGAAGCGUUGCCUAGUCCAAUACGAGUCCAUGACAAAUUUGAGAUCAUACGUCUGAGUUAA
Chanos chanos (milkfish) is the source of this 1353-nucleotide messenger RNA. It is a transcript of the gene lrrc17, whose product is annotated as leucine rich repeat containing 17. Bases 1 to 1353 code for a protein of 450 amino acids. Gene Ontology annotation, molecular function: protein binding. The transcript has 3 exons. Lineage: Eukaryota; Metazoa; Chordata; Actinopteri; Gonorynchiformes; Chanidae. Gene Ontology annotation, cellular component: plasma membrane. The record is from RefSeq and is a predicted model, not a curated record.